Molecule: messenger RNA, 7932 nt
Organism: Passer montanus (Eurasian tree sparrow)
Lineage: Eukaryota; Metazoa; Chordata; Aves; Passeriformes; Passeridae
Gene: RGS6
Product: regulator of G protein signaling 6
Exons: 19
Coding region: 512-1984 (490 amino acids)
Biological process (GO): G protein-coupled receptor signaling pathway; regulation of G protein-coupled receptor signaling pathway; intracellular signal transduction
Molecular function (GO): GTPase activator activity
Source: RefSeq, a predicted model, not a curated record
GGCCGGGCGGGGCGCGGUGAGCCCGCGGCGCUCUGGUCGCGGCAGAUUCGCCCCGGCCGCUGUGCUCGCCGCAGCAGGAGGGGCGCUGGGGAGAGCGGGAGGGUUUUGGAAGAGGCGCCCAGAGGAGCCCCGGGCUGACCGCCGGCCCCGCCCGCAGGUCGCGCCAUGCUGCGGGCGCUUCCCCGGCUCUGAGGAGAGGAGAAGGGGCGCCAGGGGACGGCGGCGACGCGAUUGCUAAGAUGCUGAUUUUUGUAUAAAUAACGGCACGCUGCCGCUCGUACGCUGCAGACGUAAUAGCAGCCAGGGCUGCUGCUCCGAGGAGCUGGCUACGCCUGUGGCUCCGGGCUUGGCGUCCCGCCUGCACCGGCGCUGCCCUCGCUGGGACGGCCGGGGUAAGCCGGGGCUUCCUUCGGCUGACCUGUGAGGGACUUGGCAGAACUGCAUCCCAGUCGUAGCCUGUGUGCUACGUGAUGCUUCCCUGAAGUCAAAGUCUGAGCGACGAGAGGCAAACAUGGCCCAAGCACCCACUGAUCCGAGUAGUGCGGAAACUGCUGACCCAGAGGAGAGUUCUCCAAACAUGAUAGUCUACAGAAAGAUUGAAGACAUCGUUACGAGAAUGCAAGAUGACAAAACAGGUGGAGUUCCCAUCCGCACUGUCAAGAGCUUUCUGUCCAAAAUCCCCAGCGUGGUCACCGGUUCUGAUAUUGUGCAGUGGCUUAUGAAGAACCUCAGCAUUGAGGAUGCAGGGGAAGCAAUACACUUGGGAAGUCUUAUUGCUGCGCAGGGUUACGUCUUUCCCAUCUCAGACCAUGUCCUUACCCUUAAGGAUGACGGGACAUUCUAUCGUUUCCAGGCACCAUACUUUUGGCCUUCAAAUUGCUGGGAACCAGAAAACACAGAUUAUGCCAUCUAUCUUUGCAAACGGACCAUGCAGAACAAAGCUAGGCUGGAGCUGGCGGAUUAUGAAGCCGAAAACUUAGCAAGGCUUCAGAGAGCGUUUGCAAGAAAGUGGGAAUUCAUCUUCAUGCAAGCAGAGGCCCAAGUGAAAAUCGACAGGAAAAAGGAUAAAACAGAAAGAAAGAUUUUAGACAGCCAGGAAAGAGCAUUCUGGGAUGUGCACAGGCCUGUGCCAGGCUGUGUGAACACCACAGAAAUGGACAUUAGAAAGUGUCGCCGUAUGAAAAACCCACAAAAAGUGAAAAAGUCAGUGUAUGGGGUUACAGAGGAGUCUCAGCCCCAAAGCCCUGUACACCUGCCCUCCCAACCGGUGCGCAAAACGACAAAAGAGGAUUUCCGGAAGCAGAUAACUUUUCUGAACAUGCAGAUAGAGAGACAUUGUUUAAAGAUGUCCAAAGUAGCAGAAAGUUUAAUAGCCUACACAGAGCAGUAUGUGGAAUAUGACCCCUUUAUAACUCCUGCUGAGCCUUCCAAUCCCUGGAUAAGUGAUGAUGCAGCACUGUGGGACAUUGAAAUGAGCAAAGAACCUAGUCAGCAGCGUGUGAAGAGAUGGGGUUUCUCCAUGGAUGAGGUGCUGAAGGACCCCGUAGGACGAGACCAGUUCCUUCGUUUCUUGGAAUCAGAAUUCAGCUCAGAAAACCUCAGGUUUUGGUUGGCUGUCCAAGAUCUCAAGAAAAGACCUUUACAGGAUGUGACCACGAGAGUGGAAGAAAUCUGGCAAGAGUUUCUAGCUCCUGGGGCCCAAAGUGCUAUUAACCUGGAUUCCCACAGCUAUGAGAAAACAAGCCAAAAUGUCAAAGACCCAGGAAGAUAUACAUAUGAAGAUGCACAGGAGCACAUUUACAAGCUGAUGAAGAGUGACAGCUAUGCGCGCUUUCUGCGUUCGAAUGCUUACCAGGACUUACUGCUGGCAAAGAAGAAGCCAGAGAAUGAGCAAGGUCGUAGAACUUCUCUAGAAAAGUUCACUCGCAGCGUGGGAAAGUCUCUGGCAAGCAAGCGCCUCACAGGCCUGAUGCAGUCCUCCUGACAGCUGCAGCCGACCGCCCCGCGGGAGAGACAGCUGGGACCACUGCCGGGGACGGGGCAUUUCAGGGAGAGCAGGUCCCUGCAGGGGAGACGGCCUGAGCAAGUGGAAGCAGAGCCACACGCCAGUGGAGCACCUCUCUUCACAGUUUACACCAACACUUCCCCGCCUGCACAGCUCCUUAAGGACCCUGAGCUCUGUGCAGGUACUUUGUUUCCAACUGAGGUUUGGAGAACACUUCACCAUACACGGGAGGUCAACAAGGCGAGGGCUUGCUGUCUUGUUAUUUAAGGAAACAGACCCAACCACAGCUUGGAGAACGAAGAGCUGAGAGAGAUCAGUGUUUUUCUACAUCUCUUUUCUCCCUGGCACAAACAUGACUGUAGUAAGAUGGCGCCACAAUCUCAUUUACUCCCUUUCAUGUGGCUGUCUGGAUCCAAUAAAAUAUCUGGAUAUUUUAGCUGGAAGCUGCUUCUCCUUCUCACUAAACCCCAAAUGCAUUUUGCCUGCAGAUUCACUGACUUUGACUUGGUUUUUCUUUCCUAUGUUUCUUCUCCUUUAAAACAAUAAGAGAAAAAAAAAAAACAAAUGCACUAUUUUAAGUUCAUCACUCAUUGUCCUUCCAAUAGCAAGUAGCACAUCCAGAGAUGAUGGCCAGAUCCUCAGCUGAAGUCAGGAAAGCAGGAGUGGUUUUCAUCGCCUGAGGAUCUUCCCCCUUGAGUCAGACUGAUCCUGGUGCAAAUUCUCUGACAUCGGCGGAAUCAUUCUGCAUGUGCGCGUAGUGCAAAUGUGAUCGGACUCUGCCUGAUGCUCAAAAAGAAAUGUUUGAGAUGUGCAAUGCACACACACACACACACACACAGUAUUUUAAAGUGAGUCGGUUUAUAUUUUAUUUAAUUUUCUAUUUAUUUAAGAUUUUGCAUACCUAAUCAAUGAUGGAUGUUCAAACUUUUCUCCGAGCAAACCAAACAGGACUCCAGCUCUCCAAUUGGAGAGGGCCAAAAUCCAUUCACUUGUGUCCAGGGAAAGGCAACUCUGAUGUGGGCAGGUGUCAAAAUUCAGCCUACAGUGCGGAGGGAAUUGUUGGCAUGAAUGGGCAGGGCACUGGGAGCCAAGUGACCCACCCUAAACAGCAGCAUACCCAGCUGUGAUAUCAUGCUCAGAUAACUGACCCUGCUGAGAAGCAUCAUUCUGAGAGUGAAAUUGCACCAUUGGAAGAAAUGAGCUUCCACUAAAACUCAUCUGACCUGCAGCCCAUGAAUGCAACAGCAAAAGAUGGCCCAGUAGCUUGUUUCAAGCUGUUGGAGGUAUGGCAGUUAGGAUGAGGACAGGACUGAAGUGACUUUAUUAUGAAAUCUACUUAUACUAGCUGCAGAUAGGAAAAUGGCCUGCAUUCACAUACAGUAUACUAUCUAUAAAAGGAAUUUCAAGACUCAGCUGACUCACAAAAUCUCCUCUUUUGUAAGCAGUUCAGAUCUGAAGCAUACAUGCAACUAGACAUUUCUUGGUCUUCUUCACUCAUGCCAAGGCAAACUGGCUUUUUGUACAGGUGGUAGAAACUGCUAUAUGGCUACAAGUCUGCAUUCCUACCUAGACAAAACCAUCUAGCUAAGUAGACAGCUGGCUAUCAACAACAUUCACUUCUGAAGCAAGUAUUAUUCUAAUAUCUAAGGCCUAUGUAUGCACAAAAACAUGCCAGCAUAGUUUCUGUCACAAAAAGAACCUUCAUCUUUGCCCAUGACAAUUCUCAUUCUCAUAUCUCCUUUCCUUCCUGCAGAAAAGUCCUCAUAUCAAUUAUACCUAAGGUCCAUUCACCUGCAUGAAUGUACAGUAGACUGAAUAUGAUCUUUGUUCUUUACACAUGCCUACACCCUAAACAGCCUGCUCUCUGAGGCCUUCAGACCAAAUUCAUCCUACAUGAAACACAAGCAAGUUCCAGGACUGCAGAACCAUAAAUGUCCCUGACAUUCUUGUGGUCCUUUGCCUCUGAAGAGGACAUUUGGUUCCCUCCAAAUUGCCACUUAGCUGUCCUUGCAGGACCUAUUUGUCCUCUGUUGCCCACCCAGCCCAAGGGUCCCCUUGGAAAAUAGCAGGUCUUUGUGUAUUAAGUUCACAUGUCCAUUCAUGCAUAUGUGCCCCCUGGGUCAUCCCUAGGAAAACACAGAAGUCAUCUCUUCUCAGAGCCUUGUAGAUGGUGUUUUUAUCUCUGUCAAACCCUCCAGUGCCAUGCAUCACUGGAGCUCUGUAAACCAACAGCUGCUCACCCUCCAAGCUACUCUGCUCCCAGUGCUGCCCAGCUAUAAGGCAUUUCCCAUGGGAGAUCUGUCUUGUGAACCCUCCAACUGGUCUGCAGAGCAUUCCUGAGCAAGAUGUACAUAUAAAACAUGAAACUGGUGUGUAGCAAGGAGCAGGGAUAGUAAAGUGGUAUAUGUGGUUCUCUGCUUUGCAGUGAGUUCCUGACAGUGGAGAGCUUGUAUCCUGGGAGAAGGAUGGGGUAGCUCUGCAGAGGUACUCCUCAGGUCCUGCAGCACGGGGACACACGUGGGCAGGACUGGAGAGUGCUGGUGGGUGAUGGGACAGGUAGAAUUUGGGUUAUGGUCUGUGCAGGCAGCAGAAAUGCCAGACUUUAACCUGGAGAUGUGCUGCUGCCCUGUGAGCAACACACUCUGCUUUGUCUUUCAGCUUUAUUCCUGCAGGACGGUCAUGCUGGCUGCCACAGUAUUUUGCCUGUGGGGAAUAUUCCAUGUUUGAACAGUUGAGCACAUGGAGGGAAUUCUUACAGACACGGAGAGUGUGCAUAUGGGCGUGCAUCAGGGGGCCUGGAUGCUGAACAGCUUGCCAUUUAAAUGCACACUCGUGCAAACUAAUCUGCUCAGCAAUGGCUAGCUGAGCGGACAGAGCUGCAUAUCCUCUGGAGGGAAGAAAGCUCUGCUCCUCAUUUCCUGACUAAAUUUCUCCAAAGCAAACAUGAGAGUAGACAAGGCCUCCUCCUGGGAAUACAUAUUAACCCUUCUUCACAUGUCUUUUACUUCACAUAUGGUGAUACAAACAUGUAACUACUUCCACAUGAACCACAUCCUUGAAUUAUUGCUUUUUAAUGACCUUGCUUAUUCCAAGUGAUGCUACUUUUGUACACCCAGUGGUAUCCCAUUGAGCACUGCAAGCUGUAAUCUGCUGCUUUCUAAGUGUCCGGUGUCUUCCAACUACCUCAUCAUGCUGAAGAUGAGUUAGGAAAUCAGCUUUCCACCUCUGUUUAUGUUCUAAAUGGCAUCAAUUCGAGGAAAGACAGUCUGGAAAGCUUCUACAAUGUCCCAGCUGUGCAACCUAGCUACAAAACUACCCAUACUUACAGGGGUAUGGCUGUGAAAUAUGGCUGUGCACUGUUAUUUGGAUAAUAGAGUAUCCAGAGCACUCAUGGCUAUUGUGGCAAAACAGCAGCAGGACAAGCACUAGGAAAGGUUCGACAAGCCACUGCAGGCAGCGUUAGGCUGAAGCAAAUGGAUUAAUGUACUCUCAGUAUAACUCAGCACUAAGAUCCCAUAGAGUACUGUAAUAAAAUGGUAGCAGGGCAGCCAUAAAAAGUGGCAGUAAGCUGACAUAAUAAUACCAGAAUAAAUGUAGCAAUAAGGUAACACAGGCCACUGCAGUAAAGUAGCAUUUUGAUAAUGCAGCAAUAAGACACAACAGGAUGCUGCAGUAAAUUAGUUUGGGGAAUAAGGCAGUAAUAACAGCAUGUGUGGACAAACAGUGGUACAUUUGUACCAGGUACUGCAGCAAUAAAGAUAACAUAAGAUGUCCUAGUAAUAAGUUACUACAGUAACAACAAUAUGAUGCACUGUAAAGUUAUAUCAGGAUGCUUCCAUGCUGCAGUCAAAUCCUACAAGAGGUGUAGUGAGACAAUGAAGACAAAAUAUACCCCUUUGCUGACUGCAGAAUGUGAAUAAGUUUUCUGCACUGUAACCCAAAUUCUGAAAUUAUCUCAGCAAUACCAAUCUCAUUCCCGCUUUCAAGGAAGCUGAGGCAACAGUGUUCCCCCACCCAGACAAUUAUUUUGGUCUGAAAAUACAAAAUUGACUCAUUGUCUCUUCAGCCAAAUUGUGACAGACUGUGGUGAAGUUCUCUGUUUAGUCCUACUCAGGUGAAACCCUGGUGGUUUUGGUAAGUCCUUUGCCUUCAAAAGGAUUUGGCUCUCUCAUCUUCUGGCAUGGGUGAUGCUUUUAGCCUAAAAUUAUUAAUGGUUUGGGUGGGAGAAGGGGAACCCAGGUACAGAACAUCUGACUGUACCAGUCUGUUUCCUAAAAUGCACAAAUAAAUGGAGCAUCCUGGAAAAGUCAAAGCAACAAGGACCAAAUCUGUUCUGUCUGUCAUGCACUCAUGCACACAAAAAUAAUCCUCCUGGAACCAGUGCAAGCCCUGGGUGCAUCCAUGGGCAGGCCUUGGCCUAACCCUGUUCUCAAUGUCCCCAGCAGAAUGACAGAAGCAAUGUGUCUCUCCUUUCCUGUUUUUCCAUUUAUUUUUUUUAAAUCUAACCUCACCCUCUGUAUGAAAUGGUCUUGGAAAAAAAUUCAUUUGCCAUAACACAAUAUGCAGUAUCAUGGGCAAGGAAUAGGUCUGUCCAAGGAAUUUGCUGUCUUUGUACUCUUCAGUAGAGGGGUAAAGCAUUCUGAAAAAUAACUGGCAACCACUGUUAUACUCGAUAAUCAUCAGGAAUAAGGGUUUAGUCAGAACAUCUACGUCAACAACAAGACUUGAGUGGAGUGUGUGCUAGAUCACAAGAUGGUCCCCUGGGAAAAGGAUGUAAAUAGGGCAUGACUGCAGAGUCUUAACUAGCAAGAGCAGCUCACAGCUUCACAAGUCUCAACGGAUACAAAUUUUCUGCUACAUCUUUCUGACCCUUCGCACAACAACUUUGCUAUCCCUUUGUUUGGCUUCUUCUGUCUCUAGGUGACUGCUCAGUUCAAGUUUGGAGCAGUGCUCUGAUACACCUUGGCUUGGCUCUUGCCUUAAACUCCUUGGCUUGCUUUUAUUGGUUUAAUGAUUAAGCAGGAUUAUUAAAGCAGAGCUCACAGUAGGGUAAGAUAGGCUAGGUUAUCAUGAUUACAUCGUUUAAGCUGUGAGCAAUUUUGAGCUUCUCAGCACUGUUUAUAACCUGAGACGGGGAACAAGCGACGUGGCUGCUCAGCAGAACAGUGAGCUGGUGAACAAUACACUAUCUUCAUGCCCACACGUACUUUGAACUUACUGCUGAGGAGAAAUGCUUUGUAGUGAGAAAAGUAAUCUCACGGCAGGGGAGAGUCAGACCUGAUCAACUUUUUCAUGUGAUACAGAUUUUGCUUUGCCAGCCCCUAGCAUCUGCAAAGCUUGCAGCUAAGAGCCAGCAACCUCCUAAUCCUGCUGCUAAGCUUUGGAAACAAGCUUUUCAAAGGCUGUCUUUACACAGCAAUGCUAUUACUUGAAGGCUUUUAAUGUGAAUUUAUGGCUAUUGCCACAAGUGUCAGUGUAGUUGCCCUCUGUAUUUGAAACAGGAAAUUGUGGAUUCACCCCACACAGAGGGUGGAUGUUAGUGGGCAGAAUUUAGGGAUGCCUUAGUACCUUCCUAUCUGGGGACCCAAAAGAUAUGCUGAAACAUUUCAUCUGGCAAAGGACAGCUCUCUUGUGGGCAAUGGCAUUGUUCCUUGGAUAUUGCUAUCUGUCAGCAGAGAUACUAAAUGGAGCUUCUCUCUCUCAUCUUUGGGGACUUAAACCAUGCCAUCCUUACAUAAAUAGUAGGUGACAGCUAGCCCUGAGCAGCACCUUCUGUAGGUGGAGUGGGAAUAGCAUGGACUGGGAUUUCUGGAGUGGUUGUUUCCUUUGGAUCCUCAACAAUAUUUCUCAUGUCCAUCCAUGUGCAGGUUACUCUUGCAUGCUGCACGGCUUCACAGCCCAGAACUGUGGACGUCUGGUUCUUGCCA